Trichomonas vaginalis G3 is the source of this 956-nucleotide messenger RNA. Its product is annotated as organellar and viral DNA polymerase type B. Gene Ontology annotation, biological process: DNA replication. The transcript has a single exon. Lineage: Eukaryota; Parabasalia; Trichomonadida; Trichomonadidae. The annotation marks the transcript as partial. Gene Ontology annotation, molecular function: nucleotide binding; DNA-directed DNA polymerase activity; DNA binding. The record is from RefSeq and is a predicted model, not a curated record.
AUGACAGAAGUGAAAGGAACUCCCAUCAUUAAAGGUUCACGAACAAUGCAAAUAACUGGUUUAUAUAAAGGACGGGCAAUUAUUAUAAAAGACUCUUACAGUGUUAUAAAUAAGAAGCUUAAACUAUUUCCUGCUAUGUUUAACUUACAAACAGGACCGAAAGAAGUAUUUCCAUAUAACUACUACAGCAGUGUUUUGUUAGCAAAUGACAACAGAACUGGUGUCAUUUCUGAAGCAUGUAAGUUUAUCCAUGAUGCAGAUACAUUUAUGAAGAACAUAGAUUCCAUCAAAGGUUGCAGAAUAGAUGAAAACCACUUCGACUUAGAAAAAUAUAGCACGUUUUACUGCAAACAAGAUGUAAGAAUUUUAAGAGAAGGUUUUGUAAAGUUCCGCAAUGACUUAUUGAAAGAGUUUGAUUUAAACGUUUAUGACUACGUUAGUAUUUGUUCUAUUGCUAACAAAUUGUUUGAGAACAGAGUAUACUUCCCGAAUGGAAAUCUUUAUGACCUCUCAAAUAAACCAAGAGAAUUUAUUUCGAGAUGCAUUCAAGGUGGAAGAUGUAUGUUGUCAGAUAACAUGAAACAAAAGAGCAAAAAGAAACUCAUUGCUGACUUCGACACUGUUUCAUUAUAUCCUUCAGCUAUAGCAAGACUUUAUACUUUAGAAGGUAUUCCAAAAGUAUUGAAGGAUGAGAUGUUAAGCACAGAGUAUCUCAUGAGACAUUUAUUCGAUGAUGACCAAAAGGAACCCAUUGGUGAAAAGUUUAUGUCUGGCUUCUUUGUUCUCAUUAAGAUAACAGAGAUUGGUAUACCCAGACACUUUCAUUUAAUAGUUUGCGACCCUGAACUAAAUCCAGAACUUAACGUUCCAAGAAGUUCAAACACUUGCUGUCUCAUGUAUGUUGACCAUAUAACAUUACAAGACCUCAUAAAAUAUCAAGGUGUCAAAUGUGAAGU